Molecule: messenger RNA, 570 nt
Organism: Entamoeba histolytica HM-1:IMSS
Lineage: Eukaryota; Evosea; Mastigamoebida; Endamoebidae
Exons: 1
Coding region: 1-570 (189 amino acids)
Source: RefSeq, a predicted model, not a curated record
AUGAGUGAUAUUAAAUUUAGCUCUGAACAAAAGAAAAUUAUCUUACAAAUUGCAAGAGAAAGUGGAAGAAAUGAAAUUAUGAGAAUGAAACAACAAGACUAUAGUUCUAUUGGAAAUAAAUCUGGAUUGUCAUUUGUCCCUGGUGGUGUUUUUGUUACUUAUAAAAUCAAAAAUGAAUUAAGAGGAUGUAUUGGUUGUUUUAGUCCAUCAAGACCACUUUAUGAAUUAGUUCAACAAUAUGCUAUUGCUUCAUGUAAUGAUCGUAGGUUUAAUAGAAUGAAAAUUAAUGAAUUUGACCAAACAACAAUUAGCGUUAGUUGUUUGUCUGUACCAAAAGAUAUAACAAAUCCUUUACAAAAUGUUAUUGCUGGAAAACAUGGAAUUGUUGUUGAAAAAGGAUAUUGCCGUGGUACUUAUCUUCCUCAAGUAGCAACUGAACAAGGAUGGGAUACUAAAACAUUUUGUAGUCAUUGUGCUUAUUCAAAAGCUGGUAUUAGUCGCACUGUUGAUGUAUUUAAUGACCCAUCAGUUCAUUGGCAAACUUAUACUGCAUCAAUUGUAUCAGAAUAA